AUGGGCCCAGCCAGCAGGGUGGUGCUGAAGGGCGUCCCCGCGCUGCCGUCCCCCGAGCCGCUCUACGCCCUGGUGCGGAUGGGGCACGGAGAUGAGAUCGGCCUGGGCAUCCCUCAGCGCCUGGAGGCUGUGCUGCAGCCGCUACCACUGGACUGCUACAUGGAGAGCCCGGCUGUGGUCGUGGAGCUGGUGCCCAGCGACAGGGAGAGGGGCCUGCAGACCCCAGUGUGGCCAAGCUACCAAUCCAUCCUCUCCAGGGCCGGCUGUGCGAGCCCCCUGGCCACGAUAGAGAGAUUGGAGUUUUAUGAGUGGACCAGAAAGGCUGUUGCUGUUGUGACAACUGGGGAGGCGGCCCUCUACGGAAACCUCAUCCUCAAGAAGGGGUUGCCGGCCCCCGAUGCCCUGUUCCAGGCCUGUUGA
Messenger RNA from Aethalodelphis obliquidens (Pacific white-sided dolphin), 420 nucleotides. RefSeq names its product fucose mutarotase (gene FUOM). Gene Ontology annotation, molecular function: fucose binding; racemase and epimerase activity, acting on carbohydrates and derivatives. Lineage: Eukaryota; Metazoa; Chordata; Mammalia; Artiodactyla; Delphinidae. The transcript is spliced from 6 exons. The record is from RefSeq and is a predicted model, not a curated record. Bases 1 to 420 code for a protein of 139 amino acids. Gene Ontology annotation, biological process: fucose metabolic process.